CGCUCAGUCACGUGAGGAAAGCGGAACUAUGUUAGCAGCGGACGUAUUUUCCGUCCGGGUGUCUUUAGCAAUCGCACUGUUUACCUUCUGCUCAAAACAGUCAGAUAUAAGGAGACUCUAGUACCCCCUACCUCCGGAGACUCCAGGACCUCCAACCUCCGAAAACUCCAGGACCCCCAACCUCCGGAGUACCCCCAACCUCCGGAGACUCCAGGACCUCUGGAGCGCCGCCCUCUCCGCAGACAUGUACUCCCACGGGUCGGAGAGCCUCCUGAAGCAAGCCAGGGACAUCCAAGACGCUGAGAUGGCGAAGUUCUGCUCCAGGAUGGUUAAGCAGACCCAGGCCAGAGACCAGGGCCCCCAGGGCCUCCAGGGCAGGGACCAGGGCCUCGAGGCUGUGGACUCGCUGCAGAGGCUGCACCUCAUCCUGGCGGCCAGCGGGCGGGCGCAGAGUCUCCCCUCAGAGCUCCACCAGAGGUUGCUGGCUCUCCUCCUGUCUUCUUCUGGGGAGCAGCUCCAGGUGCUGUGUGCCGCGGUGCUCAGGGAGACAGCGCCCCCCUCUGACCACAAGCUGAACUACAGCCAGUGCAGCGGCGGCCGGCUGAACAGCCACGCGCUGGGGCUGCUGGUCACCCAGGUGUCCAAGGAGGACCUGCCGUCGCUGUGUGGCCUCCUGCUCCAGAGCCUGGAGGCCCCCGAGGGCCCCGCCCACUCCCGGGCCCCCGAGGGUCCCCCCCACUCCCUCACACACACCCUGCCGGCCCUCGCCGCCAUCAUCAGCCACAGCCCGGACUGCUUGACCGAAGAUCAUGUGACCCUCCUGAAUAAGAAGCUCAUUGAUUGGCUGCGUUACGCCAGCACCCAGCAGGGGGGCGGGGCUUCCUCUGUGGGAUUCUUCAACGGACCCAGGAUACGUCAGCCGGGCCCGGUGACGGAGCUGGACGGGGGGCCGUCGGGGGACUUCUUCACGGUGCUCUGCGUGGCUCAGGGCUUCACCGAGGACCAGUGGAUGAACGCCCACGCCUUCUCCCUGCUGCGGCCCUGGCUGCUGGCCUCCAGCGCCGCCCCCGGAGACAGCUCUGCUGAAGCUGACCCUCUCUCUCUCUCAUCACCACCAGCGGGCUGCAGGCUCCAGCUCAGUCUCUCCCAUUCCUUCUCCCACUGCACGGACGACCGCUCGGACGUGGACGGCUCGGUGGUUUCCAUGGUUUCGGCCACUUCCUCCUCCAGCCGUCUGUUGGCGCCCCGGGAGCGCCUGAGGGAGAAGAGCUUCCUGUACGCCCAGCGGCUCAUCGAGCAGAGCGACCGCAAGGCGCUGAAGCGAGCGGACUCCGAGCUCCAGAAGGCGUGCCUGGUGGAGGCGGUGCUGAUCCUGGACCAGGUGUGUCUGGAGGACGUGUCCCAGGUGUUCCGGGCGUUCCCGGCGGUGAAGGCCCUGUACGGCCGGCUCAGCCCGGAGCUGGGGGCCGCCCGCGUGCUGCUGGCCGUCGCCCAGUUCUACCUCAACCACGGGGAGACGGCAGCGGUGGACUGUGAGCCGGUCUGGCGGCUGGUGUUCGGCCGGCUCCCCGCGGAGCUCUUCAACGACCCCCACCUCGCCCACAGCCUGCUGCGCUUCACCCGCCUCCACCUGCACCACCUGCAGCCCCGCGUGGUGCAGUACACACAGGCCUUCCCCAACCUGCUGAAGUUCCUGGCCUGGGACAGCCCUGCGGUGCUGGAGGACUUCGUUGAUCUGCUGCCCUCUCUGGUGACGCCGGGGACUGCAGUGGAGCUGCUGCACUCGCUGCUGGACCUGCCCUGCCUCUCGGCCACGCUGGUACUGCAGCUCCGUUGCCUUGCCUUAUCUGCGGCGGGGGGGCGGGCCCAGCUGUCCCUGGAGGCCUUCCGUAGCCCCGCCCACCGAGGGCUCUUCCUGUUCCUGCUGCGCGCGGAGGCGGGCUCCGGCGACACCAUCGCCCGGCUGGCCACGCUGCACCGGCUGCUGGCCGAGGCUGCUGAUUGGCCCAGGGUCGUCCAGGCAGCCCAGGCCGUCCCCGUGCUGCUGCAUGUCUACUUCAACGCGGUUGUCACGGUAGCCAAUGAGAAGCUGUUAUCCCAGUUGGUCUCUGUGCUGCUGGAGAGGAGCAGUCUGCUCUUCAACAUCCCCACAUUCAUCAAGGAGAUCCACAGAGUGUUGAGCUUUCACCUGCUGAGGUUCUGUAAGCUCCGCCCCUCCCUUGUGGUGGACCAAUCACACGAGCUGCUGGAGUUUGCUGGGACAACAGCCAAUGCAUUCAGCAAAGAAGCUGUCUUCACCGACGUGGUGUGGCUGCUGGGGGAGGUCCUCUCUGGGGGCAGCGACCCCCGCUGUUCCGUGGAGCUCAUCACUUCCUGCUUCGAGUCUCUGGAGGCGGUGCUGUUUGAGGUCACUUCCUCGGCCCCGCCCCCGGGGGAGGAGCCUGUCGCUCCGAGGGUCAUCACGUCUCUGAUGAGCGCGCUCGCCAAGCUGGCGUCCCGGUCACAUGACCUCAUCCCCAGGGUCUCCCUGUUCCUCUCUAAGCUACGCGCGGCGGCGCGCGGCGGCGCGGUGGUCUGGUCGCGGGAGGAGGACCUGGUCGCCAUAGUGACGCGAGGGGAGGAGCUGUGCUCGCUGCUGAGGCUCCCGGGCGUGGCCCAGAGCGUGCUGACCCCGCCCCCACGCGGCCCCCGCUGGCACCGCGACCUCAACGUGGCCCCGAGCCUCCAGCUGAGGGCCCUGAGCGGCCUGGCCCUCCUCCACUGAGGGGGGGGGGGGGGGGGGGGGUGUGUGUGUGUGUGUGUGUGUGUGUGUGUGUGUGUGUGUGUGUGUGUGUGUGUGUGUGCGUUGGUCAAACGAUGAGACUCACUCUUGGUCACGUCUGGUCUGACGGCACUUUUCUAAAUAAAUGCAAAUCUGUGAAUUUCAACUGUUGCGGUCGAGACCAUGCAUUGAAAGUACACACGCAUACACACAAACAUACGCACACACAUACAUACACAUACAUAAACACACAUAUACAUACAUACAUAACUUACUCUAACACAAAUGGUGUCCUGGAGCAUAUUUCAUUUAUUGCAUAAUAAGUUUAGUUUAUUACACAAUUAAAUUAUGUGAUACAAGUCAUUCACUACCUGUGAUAUCUCAGAAUCAACACAAUAAGUAUUUAACCAUAGAAAUAGAUCAAUCAUUUGUUACAGAAAAAUAGAAUGUAUUUUAUUGUGUUUGCAUAUAAAAUAGUUAAUCCUAUCUGUAGUAAAUGUAAUAAACGAUCGGCUGUUCUCUA
Gadus morhua (Atlantic cod) is the source of this 3284-nucleotide messenger RNA. It is a transcript of the gene ap5z1, whose product is annotated as adaptor related protein complex 5 subunit zeta 1. The record is from RefSeq and is a predicted model, not a curated record. Gene Ontology annotation, cellular component: AP-5 adaptor complex. Bases 245 to 2764 code for a protein of 839 amino acids. The transcript is spliced from 18 exons. NCBI's taxonomy places the organism in Eukaryota, Metazoa, Chordata, Actinopteri, Gadiformes, Gadidae.